Molecule: messenger RNA, 641 nt
Organism: Diospyros lotus (date-plum)
Lineage: Eukaryota; Viridiplantae; Streptophyta; Magnoliopsida; Ericales; Ebenaceae
Product: protein SPIRAL1-like 2
Exons: 3
Coding region: 154-498 (114 amino acids)
Biological process (GO): cortical microtubule organization
Cellular component (GO): cortical microtubule, transverse to long axis
Source: RefSeq, a predicted model, not a curated record
GCCCCGCCUGUUUAGCUUCCGCAUAUGUAUAUAUAUACGCACGCACAAAUGCAGAUCUUCUUGUCCGUGGGUUUUAAAGCCAUUCUUCUUCUCUCCUCUUCAUCUCGAUCUCAGAUCUCGCCCUAAGAAGGAAGAGGAGAAGAGACAGUGAAAAUGGGUCGCGGGGUGAGCGCUGGUGGAGGGCAUAGCUCCUUGGGCUACUUGUUCGGAGAUGGAGAGACUAAUACCAAGAAUCCUCAAGCUGCACAGAAGGUGGGGCAGGGAUCAAAUAAUAAUGCGCCUCCCCAGAAAUCAGCUGCUUCUCUGCAGCCAGUAGAUAACAGUAAGCAGAUUCCAGCCGGCGUUAAUAGAACUAGUUGCAAUAAUUAUCAGCGAGCAGAUGGCCAAAACUGCGGCAAUUUCAUCACGGAUCGGCCUUCGACCAAAGUGCAUGCAGCCCCUGGCGGGGGUUCUUCCCUGGGUUACCUCUUUGGCGGCGGUGGUGCUGCUGGGAACUGAACUGGACACACUGAUGUUUGCUGGUAAUUGCGCGCCCAAUGCACAACGGUUUAGUAAUGAAUUCUCUCCCCCUCCCUUUCCUCUCCUCUCCUCUCCUCUCCUAUAUGUUUUUAACUUUUGUCCCUUAAUGCACACAUUCUGUA